Orcinus orca (killer whale) is the source of this 1423-nucleotide messenger RNA. RefSeq names its product 40S ribosomal protein S3-like. The record is from RefSeq and is a predicted model, not a curated record. Gene Ontology annotation, cellular component: nucleus; cytosolic small ribosomal subunit. NCBI's taxonomy places the organism in Eukaryota, Metazoa, Chordata, Mammalia, Artiodactyla, Delphinidae. Gene Ontology annotation, biological process: translation; positive regulation of apoptotic signaling pathway. Gene Ontology annotation, molecular function: RNA binding; structural constituent of ribosome.
AUGCCUGACCACCCGGCCCUGUCUUCAGCAAGUAUCCUUUUAGACCUUCAGGAGCUAACGCGGCACCUGGCACUUAGUGGCCCCUCGACGUCUACUCGGUGGGUGUUCAGUGAGUGGCAGUGGGGCUGGCAGUGGCCGCCCGCUUCCAUUUCCCGAGCCGUCAUCGGCGCCAUCCCCUUGCGGGGGUUCCGGGUGUCAGUUACCUCGCGGGGGCAGCCUUUCCUGCCGGCUCCGGCCUGCGGCUCUCGUCUCCUGUGUUCAGCUGUUAGUCCUCCUUUCCAUCCAGUCUCUUUCUCCUCAGAACAUGGUGAUCCUCCAUCUGUAGAGACUUCUCUGCCUCCACCGCCCUCCUCUGCCCUGUCUCCUGAUAUUCUGGGUCCUCACAACCUAAGCUUGUCACUUGUGUCCCACGGCCCCAAUUGCUGGGUUUGCCCACUGCCUGGAGAGCACGCCAUGCUUGGCCUCUUCAAGAGCCCUUUCUUUGAGAACUGCUUUUUACCCAGCUCCCCAAGGGUGCUCAAGGUGCCUGCUUAUCGAUCCACCUUGAACAGGCACCAAUAUAUUCUAAUUAAGAGAGUGUACAGGUUUCUCCUUUUGGCGGCGCGUGGUGGCAAGAAGGCGGUGCAGAUUUCCAAGAAGAGGAAGUUUGUUGCUGACGGCAUAUUCAAAGCUGAACUGAACGAGUUUCUCAUUUGGGAGCUGGCUGAAGAUGGGUACUCUGGAGUUGAGGUCCGAGUUACACCAACCAGGACAGAAAUCAUUAUCUUGGCCACCAGGACACACAAUGUUCUUGGUGAGAAGGGCCGGCGGAUCCGGGAAUUGACUGUUGUGGUUCAGAAGAGAUUUGGCUUCCCUGAGGGCAGUGUAGAGCUUUAUGCUGAAACGGUGGCCACAAGAAGUCUGUGCGCCAUUGCCCAGGCAGAGCCUCUGCGUUACAAAUUCCUAGGAGGCCUUGCUGUGUGGAGGGCCUGCUGUGGUGUGCUGCGGUUCAUCAUGGAGAGUGGGGCUAAAGGCUGCGAGGUCGUGGUGUCUGGGAAACUCCCAGGACAGAGGGCUAAAUCCAUGAAGUUUGUGGAUGGCCUGGUGAUCCACAGUGGGGACCCUGUUAACUACUAUGUCGAUACUGCCGUGCGCCAUGACGUUGCUGGGCACAAGGUAAAGAUCAUGCUGCCUUGGGACCCAACUGGUAAGACUGGCCCUAAGAAGCCCCUGCCUGAUCAUGUGAGCAUCGUGGAACCCAAGGAUGAAAGAAUACUGCCCACCACCUCCAUCUCCGAGCAGAAGGGUGGGAAGCCAGAGCCGCCUGCCAUGCCCCAACCGGUACCCACAGCAUAAUAGGGUCUCCUUGGCCGCUGGAUCUGGAGUCUGGAUGUUGCUCUAUAAAGACAUUUAAUAAAAAUCUUUUUAAAAGAAGAAAAAAAAA